This is a messenger RNA of Clarias gariepinus (North African catfish), 5643 nucleotides long. It is a transcript of the gene emilin1b, whose product is annotated as elastin microfibril interfacer 1b. The coding region runs from base 315 to 3488 and encodes 1057 amino acids. NCBI's taxonomy places the organism in Eukaryota, Metazoa, Chordata, Actinopteri, Siluriformes, Clariidae. The transcript has 8 exons. The record is from RefSeq and is a predicted model, not a curated record. Gene Ontology annotation, molecular function: protein binding.
GAGCCUCCAAACUACCCCAGUCAGUCCGAGUGAAGAAAAAAGUCCUGCGCGCUUCUGCCCCGGUUCGGACCAGGACUUCAGCAGGUCGGAGUCUAAAACCUACAACCCUUUGGCACACAGGGAUGGUGGAGUGAAUUUCAGUUGUGUUAAUCAGUGAGAAGGAUUUUUUUAAAGCACAUCUGCGGAGGCUGGAGCUCAUGGAGAGGCUCUGUGCGCGUCUCUCCCCGCGCGCGUCUCUGCGGGAUUAAACUCAGGACGCGGGACUUACAGCCGGGGAUCGACCGCUUCUGCGGUGUGUGGGGCGGAUUUACAGCAUGGCCGGGGGUAGUCUGGUUCUUCUGAUAGUGUGUGUGAGUAUGUGUGGAGCUUCAUGGGGAGGACAGCAGCGCUACAGCCUUUACGCAGGGAACAGGGAGCAGGGACAAACCGGGGACGGACCCCGAGCCGCCAGCAGGCAUAGGAACUGGUGUGCAUAUGUGGUGACAAAGACAGUGAGCUGUGUGGUAGAGGAUGGAGUGGAGACAUACGUGAAGCCUGAGUAUCAGCCGUGUGCCUGGGGUGUGCAGUGCCCCCGUAUUCUAAUGUAUCGGACGUAUUUAAGGCCCAGAUAUAAGAUAGCAUACAAAAUGGUCAGUGAGAUGGAGUGGAAGUGUUGCCAUGGAUACAGCGGAGAGGACUGUAACACUCAUAAUGGUGGCGGGAAUGGAGGAUCUGUCACUCAAAUUUCCACAGCAAGACCGUGGCCUAAACCCUCGAACCCAGGACACACAGGACACGGACAGAAUGGAGGCAGUGGGAGAGUUGACAACGAAAAGAUGAAACAGAUGGAAGAUAAAAUCCAACGUUUGACCAAAGACCUUAAUGAUUUGCAGUCUACAUUACGCGCCAUGAAUGAAAAGUUUCAGGAAGAGAUGAAAAAGCCUGGCGGUGGGAUGACACCAGCAGAUGCUGCAAAGCCAGAAAUGAAGGAAACGAUUCACAACAUUCAGACCAAACUGGACCAGCUGGACAAUCGGACUCAGGCUCACGACAUAACUCUUCAUAGCAUCAAUAAUCACCUGGUUAACGGAAAAGGCGGAAACGAUCUGGGCAGCCAUGAUGGAGGCAAAUUCAAUACCCUAAAAGAGGAAAUCCUGCGUGAGUUGGAAAGACGGGUUUCCCAGUCCUGCACUGCUUGCCAAGCUGGUGUCAAUGACCUACGGAAAGAGCAGCAGGGUGACAGGGACAGGAUUUCAGCCUUGGAAAAGAAGAUCAAUGAUCUGGAACAGCGUCACCGCCAGGAUCUGGAUGGCCUGCGUCGGGAUCUGAGUCGAUCUCAAACCUGUUGUGAUAAAAUCCUUGAUCUCGAGACGACUCUCAGGGAUGUGGAUAAGAGGGUAACGUCAACUUCUGAGACCUGCACCAGCCUUGAGGAUCGUUUGGAGAAAGAACUUCAAGGAACAGGAGGUGGUGGAGAUUUUGGAGGAAUAGGAGGAAGUGGAGGAGGAAGACUAGAGGAUACUAUCAAUGGCUAUCUGGAAGAUUUGGAAAGACGGGUUAACAGCACAGUACAGAGGACAGAAGACAACUGUGCAUACAUGGAGAACGAUUUGAAGGAUUUGUUCCAAAAAGGCCUUAUUGACCUGCGCAAGGAGUUCAACGAUCAGUUCAGUAGUCAAGACAUGAGAAUCAAAUAUAUGGAGAUGGACAUUGGGAACGUGAAAGAAACAUUGUUUGACCUGGACAAGCGCUUGUCCCGAGUACAGAAUGCCACAGCUCAUAUGGAUCGGAGAAUAAAUGAAUGCUGUUCAUUCUCUGGUUCUAGACGACCCCCAGGAGGAAGUGGAAUUACUCCUACUGAAGAAACAGAUACAGUCAAGUCCCUGGAAUGGAGGGUUGUGGCCAAUGAGGAUGAGAUCAAGAGAUUUGACACAAGGCUCAAAGAUCUCUCUGUUUCUGGUGACACGCUACGGGACAAAGUGAUCGAUCUUAACAAUGAUGUGCGCAAGAUCAAAGAAGUGACCGGCGACAAUGGAGAACAUUUUAUUCGUAUCAUUACUGAAAUUGAGAACUGUCAGUCUGACCUUUGUAGGACAGUGCAAGAUGACCUAAGGAAGCUCAAGAACAUCACAAACCAUGCCAUGGACAAGUGGCAAAUAGAGUUGCAUGACAUCAAGGGCAAGGUGGAUUCAGGUUGCUCAGACGGGUGCAGCAGCCUGGAAGAGGAAGUAAAUAAACUUAAAGUGGAUGUGGAAAAAUGCAAGAUCUGUCUGGAGACUCCAACAGGCACAGGAACAGAACCCGGAGAUCUGGAUGGACCUCAGAGACCCCUGGAUGGCCACAGCGUGAUCAGCAGCAACAAUGUUAAUCUUGGAUCAAUCCAGGGUGAGUUAUCAGGAGUCAUUUUAACCUUCAGCUCCAUCAACGACACUCUAAAAGGUCUGGAGCAUAGCGUCCAGAAGCACGAUAGCGUUAUCACUGAUCUGGGAAACACAAAGGACAAAAUCAUCUCUGAGCUUGAUAAGAUCCAACAGGAAGUGACGGAGCACAUUGAGGACAGUAAGCAGCGCUUCGACAACAUCGAUCGUGACAUCAAACGCUUCGGACACAACUUUGUGGAGAGAACAGGCAACGGGCUUGAGAAGAGGAUUACUAAACUGGAGGGGGUUUGUGGGCGACUCGACUCUGUAUCUGAGAACUUGCAGAAGAUCAAAGAAGGAAUCAACAAGCACGUGACCGGGCUGUGGAGCUGCGUGAACGGGCUGAACAUGACCGUGAUCCACCACAGCAGCUUCAUCGACACCAUGGAGAGUACACAUCUGGAGAACAUCCACGGCAAGAUCAAACAGCUCAACUCCUCCAUGCUGCAUCUUCUCAAGGAGUUCAGGAGCCUGAUGGAGCAAGACUUCACAGGUCUGCCUGGACCCCCAGGCCCUCAGGGAGAGACAGGUCAAAGAGGAUUUCCAGGUCUACCUGGACCACAAGGACCACCCGGUAAACAAGGUGUGGAUGGACCAAGAGGACCACCAGGUCUCAAAGGAGAACACGGUCUUCCAGGCGUUGAUGCUAAUGUUCCUCAGGUCUCGUUCUCUGCUGCGCUCACAAACCCAAUGACUUCAUCCGGAACCAUAGUGUUUGAUAAAAUCUUUGUGAAUAAAGGAGACUUUUAUAAUCCGCGAACAGGGAUCUUCACAGCUCCUCGGGAUGGUCAUUACUUCUUCAGCGCUGUUCUGACGGGCCAUAAGAACGAGAAGAUCGAAGCAGUUCUGUCCAAGUCAAACUACGGAAUGGCACGUGUGGAUUCGGCCGGGUAUCAGCCCGAGGGCCUUGAGAACAAGCCGGUAGCAGAGACGAAACCGACACCUGGAUCUCUUGCCGUGUUUAAUAUCAUUCUGCCGCUGCAGGUGGAUGACACAGUGUGUGUGGACCUGGUGAUGGGGAAACUGGCACACUCGGUCGAACCUCUCACCAUGUUCAGCGGCACUCUGCUCUAUGAGGAUUACUCAUAACCGCGAGAUUUAUUAACGACAGGGCUGAACCUCGACCUUCUGAGUCACACUGUAAACACACUCUCACAUUUCUGUGAUUCUGUUCUUGUGUGAACUCCUGAAAUCAGAAGAGGAUUUAAAUCAAUCGAUUAUAUUACAUAAUCUUUCCUUUUGACUAUUUUUGAAGACAUUUUUUUCUUCUCUUUUUUUUACAGAAACUACUGUUUUUUAUAACUAUUAUUGCUAUAAAAAUAUUUCAGAUUUUAUAUAAAUCACACAAUGUUAUGAAUCGUUUAUCACCAAAGUUUCACUUCCAAUGUAAAAGUAGGCUCUCGCUACAGGACACUUGAGGAUAAUGCUAAUGAAGUCUCAUUACAACUAUUAAUAAUUAGCAUUAGGAUUAUGAUUAGCAUCGAACUGUGCCUUCAUUUUCAGUGAUCAUGUUUCUGAGUGUGGAUAAACUUGUGAGCAGUGCCUCACUUGGGAUCCACUACAAAAAACAUGCUACGUAGCAUGUAGCUGUGAAGUCGUUUAGUCAUUUGUACACACUUUACAAAGGCUCAGUGUGUGUGCAGAUUAGACAGAAUGAUCCAGAACAUCAACAUUUACCUCAAAUGUGUUGGAAAAUUACUCAACGAAAGAUUCUAUAAUACUAAAUUUUCACACAAAAGGUGCUGUCUGUUCAUUUUGGUGGGAAAAAAAACAAUUACAAGGAUUAGGCCUUAUAGGAAAGAACAUGGUAACUAGCAUAGAAAGGACUAGCUAGCUAGCUAAGUACCAUGUUAGCUAGCUAAACAUCACCAUAGAAACUGCUUUCGUUGAUUUACAAACAUAAAUGUGACUGUCAACCAGAAUAGGAAGGAAAAUAUUCACUGUGAGUUAGCAGUUAGUAGAUGUUAGUAUGUUAUGAUCCUCAGUUCUGUCAGCCAUGUUUUUAACUUCUAGUGUGCUGAACAGAAUUAUAGGGAAAAAAACUAAAUGUCUGAAAUGAGGACAUUCAAAAGACUGUUUAUGCUACCAUAGUGAUGAAGUACAGGUCAAAUAUAUCGUGUAACCGAUUAGUAGCUCAUCCAUGGCGCUCACCUGACUGUGUGUGUGUGUGUGUGUGUGUCUGCGUGGGUGCAUGGACAUUUCGCUGAGCCACAGUGAAACCUGAAACACCAUUUUGUAAAUAAAUAAUUAGACAAACAAAAGAUAGCUGGUAACCAUGGAAACCAUGACCAUCAGCAAACACUAAAGAAAAAGAAAACUCACAAUAUAAAAAACACACAAUAUGACACACACAAGAUCUGCCUAAGAGAUACAAACAAAACACAAUUUCAGCAAAAAAGGCAAAUGUUCACAGAUGUCAGUUUCGAUUCCUCUAACAGAAUUGACAUUAAAGUACCUAUAAGUAACAUUAGCAUUAGCAUUCUGUUAUAACAUUACAGAGUACUGAAAGAAAGAGCGACAGCAAAACAGCUCUAACUACAACUUUAAAGGGCCAAAGAAGGAUGUUAGCAUUAGCAUUAAGAGAACAUUCUCUUAAUUCCAAACAUUUUAUUGAAUAAAACACACAGUAAAACAGGUAGACAUUAUAUAUUUAAAGAAAUCUGUUAAAAAAUUAAAGAAGCAAUGAGAAAAUUAACCUAUUGGAAGUAAAAAAAAAAAAAAAAAGACGUAAACGGUUGGAACAAAUAAAACAUUCUCUCUUUAUACAGUUAUUGCAGAGUUAGCUUUAGUGCUACAGUAGCAUUAGCAUCUUUCUUUGACCUGUUUUGGAAAUAAGACACAGAGAAAGUCCUCGCAGCUGAAAUCCAAAGAAAUGACCAGUAUUUGCCUAUAAAGAGAAUUAGCAUCAUGUACAAAUAGAUUUUUUUAAAGGAAUAUUCCAAAGCGCUGUCCAAUUUAAUCAGUGACUGUUUUGUGCAAGAUGUUCGCCAUGUGAUCGAGUUAUACUGUAUGUCAUGCUGCUCUCACUAUUCUGCAUUACGUUGUUGUUAUUAUUAUUAUCAUAAUUAUUAUUAUUAUUGUUGUUGUUAUUUGGACUGUUUCCCUCAGAAAACAUUUUCACUUUGAAAAGAGUGAAAUCUGAAAUGAAGACGUGAAAGACGUGACGAGGCUCCUUGCGCUUUAACCUGUGACUCUGAAUGUGUUUGUUGGCAGCACAUGUGUUAAAUAAAUCUAUUUAAUUUUA